Molecule: messenger RNA, 270 nt
Organism: Acaulospora morrowiae
Lineage: Eukaryota; Fungi; Glomeromycota; Glomeromycetes; Diversisporales; Acaulosporaceae
Source: the annotation of a GenBank genome assembly
AUAUCCUACUUUCACUAGUACGAACGAAGUCCGUUGGUCACAUCAGAGACGUGCGACGUCUGAUUGUCGCAAUGUCUCGCGCACGAUUGGGCCUUUAUGUUUUCUGUCGACUUGCUUUGUUCGAAAAUUGUUACGAGUUAACUCCUGCUUUUAACAAGUUACUGGAACGACCGACGAAAUUGGAGUUGAAAAUUAACGAAAUGUGGCCUUCGGAUAGAGAUGUUACUGACCACAGCGAUCCCUACACUAUUGCCGACGUGACACAUAUCG